CGCGGUGACUGCUUCAUCUCCAUGUACACACGCUGAAUAGAAGAAAAAAAUUGUUUUCGUCUGGAUUUCGGUGAAAAUAAAUCAUUUAUUCCAAUUCGCAACAGUACUUUCACACUAGAGAGCCAUGGAGACGCUUCUGGAGCAGCAGCGGCGCUACCAUGAGGAGCGCGAACGCCUGGUCAAGCUGAUGGUAGACGAGCACGCCACGAAGAAGCCGGGCGAGAAGGAGCGCAUCCACUCGGAGCACCGGCUCAAGUACCUCAUGGAGCUGCACCACAACGCCACCGCCCAAUUGCGCGACCUGUACGAGGACAAGGACAACGAGCGCAAGGCGGAGAUUGCCGCCUUGUCGGGACCCAAUGAGUUCAAUGAGUUCUAUGCCCGCCUCAAGCAGAUCAAGCAGUUCUACAAGUCGCAUCCCGCCGAGGUGAGCGUGCCGCUGUCCGUCGAGUUCGACGAGAUGAUUCGCGUGUACAACAAUCCGGACGACAUGAGCGCCCUAGUGGAGUUUACUGACGAGGAGGGCGGAGGCCGUUAUCUGGACCUCAACGAGUGCUACGAACUCUAUUUGAACCUGCGCGCCGUAGAGAAACUGGACUACAUCACCUACUUGAUGUCUUUCGACCACGUUUUUGACAUACCGCGCGAGAGAAAGAACCGAGAGUACCGGAAGUACUUGGAAACCCUCAACGAUUAUCUGCACCACUUCAUCCUGCGAAUUCAGCCGCUACUGGACUUGGAGGGGGAGUUGCUAAAGGUAGAGCUUGAUUUCCAGAGACAAUGGCUGCUUGGCGUCUUUCCCGGCUGGUCACUCAAGGAGACAGAGUCGGCGUUGGCCAACACUGGCGCUCACCUCGAUCUCUCCGCCUUCUCCAGCUGGGAGGAGCUGGCAUCGCUGGGAUUAGAUCGUCUCAAGUCCGCCCUGGUGGCCUUGGGGUUGAAGUGUGGCGGCACACUAGAGGAGCGUGCCCAGCGGCUGUUUUCGACGAAAGGCAAGAGCACUCUGGAUCCCGCACUGAUGGCAAAAAAACCCAGCGCCAAGUCUGCCAGCGCUCAGUCACGUGAAGGCGAGCGUCACAAGGAGAUUGCUCAGCUGGAGGCUUUACUGUACAAGUACGCUGAGCUCUUGUCUGAGCAGCGGGCAGCCACAAAGGAGAAUGUGCAGCGGAAGCAGGCUCGGACCGGCGGCGAGCGGGACGACAGCGAUGUGGAGGCCAGCGAGUCGGACAACGACGACGACCCCGAUGCCGACGAUGUGCCCUACAAUCCCAAAAAUUUGCCACUUGGCUGGGACGGCAAACCAAUACCCUAUUGGCUGUACAAGCUGCACGGCCUGAACAUCAGUUACAAUUGCGAGAUCUGUGGCAAUUUCACGUACAAGGGUCCCAAAGCCUUCCAGCGACAUUUCGCUGAGUGGCGUCAUGCGCACGGCAUGCGAUGCCUGGGUAUUCCCAACACCGCCCACUUCGCCAACGUUACCCAGAUCGAGGACGCGAUAACGCUGUGGGAAAAACUCAAGUCGCAGAAGCAAAGCGAGCGCUGGAUAGCCGAUCAGGAGGAGGAGUUCGAGGACUCGUUGGGCAACGUGGUCAACCGUAAAACAUUUGAGGAUCUGAAGCGCCAGGGACUGCUCUAGAGUGUAGAUUUAGUAGCUGUUGGGUGCAGCGUAGUAUAUGGACAAUUUAAAUUCACUAUUCUGUAAAUCCAACCCAUAAAGUUUGAAGUCACCCAUUUAUAAAAUAAAAGUCUUAUCUAAAACCAUA
Molecule: messenger RNA, 1763 nt
Organism: Drosophila serrata
Lineage: Eukaryota; Metazoa; Arthropoda; Insecta; Diptera; Drosophilidae
Gene: noi
Product: splicing factor 3a subunit 3 noi
Biological process (GO): mRNA splicing, via spliceosome
Cellular component (GO): spliceosomal complex; nucleus
Molecular function (GO): zinc ion binding; RNA binding
Source: RefSeq, a predicted model, not a curated record